Messenger RNA from Labrus bergylta (ballan wrasse), 686 nucleotides. NCBI's taxonomy places the organism in Eukaryota, Metazoa, Chordata, Actinopteri, Labriformes, Labridae. The record is from RefSeq and is a predicted model, not a curated record.
GAAUCAUAAAGCUGAGGAGGAGUCCCCCUCCGAGGCUCAGAGGACCUCAGUACGUCCUCAACAUCACCGCCACGGACGACAACGCCUCUGGUGGGCCGUACCCGCUCAGCAGCUCGACCCAGGUCAUCGUAGGAAUCAAUGACAUCAACAACAACAAGCCCGUCUUCCAGGAGUGUCAGAACUACAGUCUGAACGCCGUGGUCCUGGAGAAUCUGCCUCCGGGGACGUUUGUCCUGCGAGUCCAGGCCCACGACGCCGACAUGGGCGUCAACGGGGAGGUCAAGUACGGCAUCAUGCACAGAGACGGCGUGUCGUCCGGGUUUGACAUCGACCCUGACACCGGUGUGAUCACCACGACGGCGAGCUUCGACCGGGAGCGUCAGAGGGAGUUCACGCUGUCGGUGACGGCCACAGAUCAGGCCGAGGAGCCGCUCAUAGGAAUCUGUCAGAUCACCGUCCUCAUCGCCGACCAGAACGACAACGACCCAAAGUUUGAGAACAGCCGCUACCAGUACUUCCUGCGUGAGGACACUCCCGUCGGGACUAGUUUCCUGCGAGCGGCGGCGCACGAUGACGACCAGGGGAGCAACUCGGCCAUCACGUACUCUCUGUCCAAUCAGAAGCCGGCUUACCUGCACAUCAACCCCAGUACGGGCUGGAUCUACGUCAACCACCCCAUCUCUCAG